Neogale vison (American mink) is the source of this 4524-nucleotide messenger RNA. RefSeq names its product zinc finger and SCAN domain containing 2 (gene ZSCAN2). The coding region runs from base 181 to 2025 and encodes 614 amino acids. Gene Ontology annotation, molecular function: RNA polymerase II cis-regulatory region sequence-specific DNA binding; DNA-binding transcription activator activity, RNA polymerase II-specific. The transcript is spliced from 3 exons. The record is from RefSeq and is a predicted model, not a curated record. Lineage: Eukaryota; Metazoa; Chordata; Mammalia; Carnivora; Mustelidae. Gene Ontology annotation, cellular component: nucleus. Gene Ontology annotation, biological process: regulation of transcription by RNA polymerase II.
GGGGCCGGGCCGUGCCCGGGGGCGCUUUGGCGCGCGGAGUGGCUGCGGAAGCCCGACCCGGUCUCCCGAGAGCCAGACUACUUGUUGAAAUUUGAGGCAGGAGGUGUCUCCUCCAUGAGCCUCGCUCUAGAAGAUUGAGGUUCAAGGUUAGAGGCCUGGGCGAUCUCCCUGGGAAGGUGAAUGAUGGCUGCAGAGGGGCCGAGAGUAACCAGCUCCCUGAGCCCCUUGGUCCAGGUGCCUCAAGAGGAAGACGAACAGGAGGAGGUCACCACCAUGAUCCUGGAGGAUGACUCUUGGGUGCAGGAAGCUGUAUUGCAGGAAGAUGGCCCUGAGUCAGAGCCCUUUCCCCAGAGUGCUGGCAAGGGUAGCCCCCACGGGGAGGCCGCCGGAGGGCCGCAGGGUGCACUUGGCCGCCUCCGAGAGCUCUGUCGGCGCUGGCUGAGGCCGGAAGUGCACACCAAGGAACAGAUGCUGACCGUGCUACCAAGGGAAAUUCAGGCCUGGCUGCAAGAGCAUCGCCCCGAAACCAGUGAGGAGGCCGUGGCCCUGGUGGAGGACUUGACCCAGACCCUUCAGGAGGGCGAUUUUGAGAUCCAGAGUGACAAUGGGGAGAACUCCAAUCAGGAUCUUUUUGAGGACGCCGAGCCACAUGAGAUGUUCUCAGAAAUGCCAGAAGGGGAAGGCAUUCCGCAAUCCGACUGGGAAAGUGACUCUGAGAGAGACUGUGGCUCCAGGGGGCCAAAGGGGAAUGCCCCGAGUGGGGACCACAGGGAGGUGCCCACUCAGGGCAGGGAAGUCGGGCAGCUCAUCGGCCUUCAGGGCACCUAUCUGGGUGAGAAGCCCUACGAGUGUCCCCAGUGUGGGAAAACCUUCAGCCGGAAAUCCCACCUGAUCACCCAUGAGCGGACCCACACGGGAGAGAAAUAUUACAAAUGCAAUGAAUGCGGGAAAAGCUUUAGCGAUGGUUCCAACUUCAGCAGACACCAAACCACCCACACGGGGGAGAAACCUUACAAAUGCAGAGACUGUGGGAAAAGCUUUAGCCGGAGUGCAAACCUCAUCACCCACCAGAGGAUCCACACGGGAGAAAAGCCCUUCCAGUGUGCCGAGUGUGGCAAGAGUUUCAGCAGGAGCCCCAAUCUUAUUGCCCACCAGCGAACCCACACGGGUGAGAAGCCCUACUCGUGCCCUGAGUGUGGGAAGAGCUUCGGCAACCGGUCCAGCCUUAACACACACCAGGGCAUCCACACAGGCGAAAAGCCGUACGAGUGCAAGGAGUGUGGGGAGAGCUUCAGCUAUAACUCCAACCUGAUCCGGCACCAGCGGAUCCACACAGGCGAGAAGCCCUACAAGUGCGCCGAGUGCGGGCAGAGGUUCAGCCAGAGCUCAGCGCUCAUCACACACCGGAGGACACACACUGGCGAGAAGCCCUACCAGUGCGGUGAGUGCGGCAAGAGCUUCAGCCGCAGCUCCAACCUGGCCACACACCGCCGCACACAUCUGCUGGAGAAGCCCUACAAGUGCGGCGAGUGUGGCAAGAGCUUCAGCCAGAGUUCCAGCCUCAUCGCGCACCAGGGCACGCACACUGGCGAGAAGCCCUAUGAGUGCCUGACGUGCGGGGAGAGCUUCAGCUGGAGCUCCAACCUCCUCAAGCACCAGCGAGUUCACACUGGCGAGAAGCCAUACAAGUGCACUGAGUGUGGCAAGGGCUUCAGCCAGCGCUCGCAGCUUGGGGUGCACCAGCGGACGCACACUGGCGAGAAGCCCUACCAGUGCCUAAUGUGCGGCAAGAGCUUCAGCCGGGGCUCCAUCCUGGUCAUGCACCAGCGCGCCCACUUGGGGGACAAGCCCUACCGCUGCCCCGAGUGUGGUAAGGGCUUCAGCUGGAACUCCGUCCUCAUCAUCCACCAGCGCAUUCACACGGGGGAGAGGCCCUAUAAGUGCCCUGAGUGUGGCAAGGGCUUUAGCAACAGCUCUAACUUCAUCACUCACCAGAGAACGCAUGCCAAAGACAAAGCCUACUGAGCUAGCUGAGGGCCAAUGGAGAGGGCGAUCAGGGCCCAGCCAUGAUGCCCCCAAAUGGUGACAUCCCUCCAGGAAAGCCAUUCUUCCCAAGAGGUCUCUAGGAACAUGGGCCAGAAUCUCACCCUCGCUCAUCCCCGAUUCUAAUAUUUGCUGCCAUCUUAGUGCGUGGAGUCACACCCCCAGAGCAGAGGAGGGGAACUGAAGGCCGCAGAGUUGGGUCUCUUUCCGUUUUGUUGCAUGACACGCGAUUGGCUUCCUCUCUCCUGGUCCUCCAGGCCUCAGUUUCCCCUUUGGUAGCACAGGGGGAGUCUUUCUCGUGGGGGACAGAAGACAGCAUGGCCCACAGCCCAGGCUGAGGCCUCAGAAAUACUGGAAAAUGACAGGUGCGGUCUGGUAGUUCUGCCGCCCCUUGGUCAGGCUAAGGUGCCUUCACCAGCAGCUCCUGCUGUGCCAGGCUGUUAGGUCAGAAGCGGCUCUCCCUGGCCUUGUGUCCUGGGCUUUGAUUCUCAAAUCAAAGGUCAAGGUAGAUGGAUUUUUCCAACUCUGAGUCAGCCAGAGGAAGGUAAAGCCCUUUUCUAUUUGUAGAAAGUGUCAGGGACCCAGAGACUGGAGGGAGUAUGGCCUGGAACCAGUGUCCCCAUAGCCUUUCCACUGAUAAGAGUUGAACAGCACCCACCAGGGAGGGUAGAAACUGAGGAGAUGCACACCUUUGCUUGUGUCUCUGCUUACUGUCUUAUGGUAAGUUGGAUGCCAGGGGAAUGCACUAGUUUUUGUGGGGUUUUGUUUUUUGAAUGGGAAAUCAGGGACCGCCAGCCACCUACUGCUGGUGGGUGGUGGGUUCUCUGAGGGUGAAACAGUCCUGCACCCUUCAGGGUUGGCUUGUGUCCUCACCCCCACAGAUACUAGCCCCCAAAUCAUCUCUCUAUGCACUUGUCAUUCCCCUGUUCUUGUUUUUAUUUUAUAUGAGCAAGUCUAGAAUUCUGUCUGGUAGCUUUUGUAUACUUUCAUAUUUUUAAGGAAGUGUUGAUUCUGGGGACAGAAUCUGUCCUCUGGACAGAUCUGAGCUUGAAAUAGAAGUUGUCCUACAGGUGUCAUCCUUGAUCGUGGGAUGCUACCAGGGCUUUGUUCUUGGGUCCUUGAGCCUUGAAACCAUAAAGACCAGGGGAUGAUAGCAGGUCAAGGUGUUUGUUAUAAGGAAGAAGAGAACAGAGAAGGUGUUUCUGGGAAAUAUGAAACCACCUCCUCUAGUGCAUAGAGCCUGUGCUCACAACGGGCCUUGGUUCUUAUAGAAUGGAUGCUCAAUAUUUCCUAAUAAAAUAGAGUCCCAUUCUUUUCCUGCAUCUGCCUUUCAAUGUGAACUUGACUGUUAACCAACCCACACCUCAUUUUCCACCCACUCACCUCCUGCCAUAGGCUGAAAGUGGUCCAAGACCUUCAAGGAGUAAAAAUCAGUGGCUUUAAAGAAUACACCUUUGGUGAACCAAGACCUAUGUGCUUGACCUGUGCACACAUCUGUCCACUGUCCUUUGCCAACUGUGCAUUCAUUCAGUCUGUCAACCAAGACUUGGAGUGGCAGCUGUGGCAGCUUUAGCUAAGGAGCCAGGUGGCCACCUAAGAAUGUCAUUGGGAAUCAUCUCUAUCCAGAAUCAAUUAGAUUAGAUACAAAAAGGACAUUUCUAAGCUCAGCAGUGAUGGUUGUUAAACCAAACCAUGAAGGCUGUGAGAUCCCCAUCAUUAAUCCCAUUCCUUCACUUCCAUUUAGCAAACACUAAGGACUUAAGUACCAUCACUGUGCUAGGUACUAGGGAAAGGUGAUGAGCAAGAAAUCCCAUUACCCGUCUCCAUCAAGUUCUUACAGGAGGAAUAAUCCCAUCUGUCUGGGAAGCUACAAGAAACAUUCAAGGGAGAAUGGAUAGGGUGCUUUCCUAGCUGAAAAUAAGUUCUGGGAUUUGGGUUGUAGAAGAUACUGGCUCUCUUCUUCCCCCAAGUCUCAACGUAAGAAAAGAACCGACAUUAAGCUUUGCAAAACUUUCUGUUUUACUCCUCUCUACCUGGUAGGCACACAAAAUAUCUUAGAAAAAGGACACAAGAUCAGGCUGGACCCACAAUGGGAAAUGACACACUGUGGUCCUAGAAAGGUCGGGAGUCUUUUGCUUCCCGUCCUGCUUGCCCAUGAAGCUGGUCUGCUGAGGCAGGGAGGGCGUGACACAUACAGGCCUUCAUGCCACUCAGUGUGGGAUGGGAGGGCAGAGCCUUCUUCCCUAAAAGCCGUCAGGAAGCCCUGGUCUCCUCGGCAGAUCUAUUACCACCAUGUCAUGGCUCUCAAUUCAGUUAUGCCUGUGUUUCUGUACCAAGAACAUCUCCCCUAAAUGUACAUGCCUUUACGGACUGAGGUUUUGUUCCCAGUUUGUUCUGAGUUCAUGGGAACAGCCUUGGGACAGUUAAACAUUUAUAAUAAGGGCCUCCUGGAUGGUUCAGUUAAGUGUCUUGACUUUUGGU